This is a messenger RNA of Beta vulgaris subsp. vulgaris (sugar beet), 4279 nucleotides long. RefSeq names its product probable ubiquitin-conjugating enzyme E2 23. The record is from RefSeq and is a predicted model, not a curated record. Bases 230 to 3664 code for a protein of 1144 amino acids. NCBI's taxonomy places the organism in Eukaryota, Viridiplantae, Streptophyta, Magnoliopsida, Caryophyllales, Amaranthaceae. The transcript is spliced from 9 exons.
GAACAUUUUCAGCUCCCCUCAAGAGUCAAGUCAUUCCAUUUCGUUAUUUUUCAUAUGAAAGCUCUUCUUUCUCUCUCUGUCUCAAUUUGUACCAGCGAUCAAAAAUAUUGAACCAACGAAGAGCCGUUCAUUUCAACGUAUAUUAUUUUGAUUCAACCCUUUUUACCUUUUUUUUUUUUUCCCUCUUUUUCUUUCUUUCUUCUUCCAAGAAAGUCUUUCGAUUCUUCAGAUGGAAAUCAAUGAAAAUGAUUCUUCAAUUGCUAUUGAAGGAACCGCGAGAGAGAGUGGAGAUUCUUAUUUAAACGGGGGUGUUGAUAUGGAAGGUAGCUCUAAUCGUGAUGCAAAAAGUGAUGAAAAUUCACCUGUUGUUAAUCUCCAAAACGAUAAGCAUAUCUAUAGACAAGAUGUUGUGAGGAGUAAUGAUGGGAGUAUGAUUGGGGUUGUGACUGAAGUUGCAGGUGAUUCAGAUUCAGAAAGUGAUAUUACCGAUGAUGAGGAUGAUGAGGAUGAAGAUGACAAGGAAGAAGAAGAAGGCGAGGGGGAAGGAGAGGAGGGAAAGGAGGAGGGUGGUAAUGUUGAGAAUGGCGGAGAUGAUAGGGUCAGAGAUGGGGCUGGCGAUGAAAGCAGUGAUGAUAAUGAAAGUGCCGGUAGUCACAAAAGAGAUCCACUUACUGGAGAUCAGGUUCGCGUGUUGUGGAUGGAUGACUCAGAGACCAUACUUCACCGAAAUGAACUGACAGUUAUAGAUAGGGGUUUCUUACAUGGUGAUUUUGUAGCCUCUGCUCUGGAUCCCACUGGUCAAGUAGGUCUUGUAGUGGAUGUAAAUAUAUCUGUUGAUUUAUUAUCCUCUGAUGGAUCUGUUGUCAAAGAUGUGUCUACCAGGGAUGUGAAGCGUGUGAGGGAUAUUACUGUUGGUGACUAUGUAGUUUCUGGUCCUUGGCUUGGUAGAGUUGAUGAUGUCGUUGAUAAUGUGACUGUUUUAUUUGACGAUGGUUCUAUCUGUAAAGUAGCGAGGGCUGAGCCAUUGCGGCUCAGACCAAUUGCAAAAAAUUUGCUGGAAGAUGGGCACUGUCUUUAUCAUCCUGGUCAACGCGUUAGAGCAAGCUCUUCCUCUGUAUUUAAGAAUGCGCGGUGGUUAUCAGGUACAUGGAAAGCAAACCGGCUUGAAGGUACUGUCAUUAAGGUGACAGUAGGGUCGGUAUAUGUUCAUUGGAUAGCUUCUGCUGGCUAUGGACCUGAUUCUUCUACUUCUCCAGCAGAAGAGCAGAAUCCAAAGAACUUAAAAUUGUUGAGUUGUUUCACUCAUGCUAAUUGGCAGCUGGGUGACUGGUGUCUUCAUCCAUCCCUUCCGAUAUCUUCCUCCACUCCUUUGGAUAAAGGUUUGUCUAAGUUGCGGCUUAAUGAAUCUAAAUCUGGUCAUCGAGAAUGUGAUGCAGAUGAAGUCAUUCCAGAGGACUCGAAUGGGCAUGUUGAAUUGACGUAUCUUGAUGGGGCAAGCACAUCAGAGAGUGUAGAUGAGAAUGCUCAAAACAACGCGUCACCAAAAUCGAGUUCUUGUGGUAGUUCCUUGUCCAUAUCAAAGGACAUUGUCCAUGAGAAUCGACAUGUUCAUCGAAAGAAAUUUCGUAAAGUUGUGGUUAAGAGGGAUAAGAAAGCACGGAAAAAGGAAGAAAACUUUGAAAGAGCUCUUUUGAUUGUUGGUACUAAGACAAAAGCUGAUGUUGCGUGGCAAGAUGGAACUGUACAGCAUGGACUAGACUCCACAUUGCUGAUUCCUAUUGAAAGCCCUGGUGAUCAUGAUUUUAUUGCUGAGCAAUAUGUGGUAGAGAAAGCUGCUGAUGAUGGCGAAGAUACUUCUGAAAUACGACGUGUGGGGGUUGUCAAAAGUGUCGAUGCGAAGGAGAAGACAGCUUGUGUGAAAUGGUUAAAGCUGUUAUCUCGGCCAGAAGAACCCCGAGAAUUUGAGAAAGAGGAAGUUGUUAGUGUUUAUGAACUUGAAGCGCAUCCAGAUUAUGAUUAUUGUUACGGGGAUGUAGUUGUACGCUUGUCCCCAGUUUUUAUGGCAGAAAAACAUUGGGCAUCAAAUGUUCCUAAUGGUAGCACAGGAGAGUCCGGAACAUAUUCUCAUGAUAAAGAAGGUGAUGCAUCUGACGAGGCAGCUUACAAUGAAUUGACAAAUCUAUCCUGGGUUGGAAAUAUCACUGGCUUAAAAAAUGGUGAUAUAGAAGUAACAUGGGCUGAUGGCAUGGUUUCUACGGUUGGCCCUCAGGCAGUGUAUGUUGUUGGUCGUGAUGAUGAUGAAUCUAUUGUCGGUGGGAGUGAAAUUAGCGAUGAUGCUGCUAGCUGGGAAACAGUUGAGGAUGAUGAAACGGAGGCCCUUGGAAACACAGAAAAGGAACCAUCUCCAGAAGGCACAGAAGUCAAUCCUGAUGCAGGAGAAGACAUCAUGAUUGCGGAGCAUGAUUCGGGAAAUAAUGGACCAUUGGCUUUUCCACUUGCUGCUAUUGGAUUUGUUACCAGAUUUGCGUCUGGUAUAUUCUCUCGUGGUCGUAGGGAUGAGGAUUCAUAUGGCUCAGACGACUCUGUGGAAAUCAGCAGGCAACUAGAGGAUAAAGUAAAUCUAUCUGAUGAAAGAGCUUCUAGCAACGAGUCUAAUUCUCAAGAUCCUUGUGUAAAUGACGUUGGUAGUGGACACAAUAACACGAACAAAAUUGAGGAACCUGCUGAAGCUGAGUCUGCAAAAUUGUCAGAUAUAACUGAAGCUUCGGAAAAUGUGUUGGCCCAAGAAUCACAUACUGCACUAUGCAGUGAUGACAACGUAUGCAGCUUUAAGCGCUUUGAUACUGCGAAAGAUCCCUUGGAUCAUUUUUUCCUUGGUUCCAACAUACCGAGCAACAGUGGCAGGAAGUGGCUUAAGAAGGUUCAGCGAGAUUGGAACAUUCUUCAGAACAACCUCCCAGAUGGCAUUUAUGUAAGAGUAUUUGAGGAUCGAAUGGAUCUGUUGAGAGCAGUAAUUGUGGGAGCUUAUGGAACACCCUACCAAGAUGGUCUCUUCUUCUUCGAUUUCCACCUUCCUCCGGAGUAUCCUGAUGUUCCACCGUCGGCACAUUAUCAUUCUGGUGGCUGGCGUAUAAACCCAAAUUUAUACGAGGAAGGCAAGGUGUGCCUUAGUCUGCUAAACACCUGGACAGGAAGAGGAAACGAAGUCUGGGAUCCACAAUCCUCAAGCAUUCUUCAAGUUUUGGUUUCACUUCAAGGAUUAGUUCUGAACUCGAAGCCUUAUUUUAAUGAAGCUGGAUAUGAUAAGCAAAUCGGGACAGCUGAAGGGGAGAAAAACUCAUUGUCCUACAAUGAGAAUACCUUUUUGCUUCAUUGCAAAACAAUCAUGUAUCUAAUACGAAAGCCUCCAAAGGACUUUGAAGAUCUUGUAAGAGAACAUUUCAAGCAGCGUGGUUAUUACGUCCUAAAAGCCUGUGAUGCCUACAUGAAAGGUUAUCUGAUCGGAUCUUUGGCAAAGGAUGCUUCAAUUACAGAGAAAAGCGAAACUAACGCCACAUCUGUUGGUUUCAAGUUGAUGCUGGCUAAGAUUGUGCCAAAGCUUAUUUCAAAUUUGAAUGAUAUAGGAGCUGAUUGUCAUGAAUUCGAACACCUGCUGUCGCCGUAGUUGCAUUUCAAGAGUCUUUACCGUCAGUUGUUUAAUUCUGCAACAGCUCAAGUUUUUGGGAGCAAAUCUCAGGUCCACUCGUGUGAGUCAAGCGAUAAUCACGGUUGUCUCAUCAAAAUGUGCAGGAUACAGUUCUUUUUGUGCUCAAGCUAAUUUUGCUUAAUGACAUACCUUGAUUCUUUUGUAUUGAAAGGACAAUGAGAUAGGUAUAAAAUCACUUCUCUCUUUGGUCUUUGGUUCGUAUUCAGAAUGUCAAAUGCUUCUCAUGGAUGAAAGAAAGCAUUCUAAACCCUUUUUUUUUUCUUCUGUUUGCUUGGGAGUUGUGGGUUAUAAUUUUUUUUUGAGGGGGGUACUGUUAAUAAACUUGUGGGAAGCAGUUUACAAAAGAAGUAUUCUGUGUUUGUGCUGAUUCAUGAUUGACAUUCUCUUGACAGUAAAAAGAUUGUGACAAAGAAGCAGACAAGCUAGAAAAAUUAGUCUUUCCGCGCAAACAAUGUUGUUUGCGCUGGUUUUUCUUACAAAAUGUAUAAUUAGCUCAUUCAGAUGCUUGAAGUUGUAAUAUCAGCUCAUUGCAUUUGCAUCUUAAUUAUAGAAAUUAUCGAUGACCAUUCGUUA